GUCUGGCUUCCACAUAAAAGACAGGAACCACUGCAGUCAGUUUCCACUUCCAGUUAACGGACGACAGCAAAAAACAGCAAAAAAAGGAAGAUGGCCAGACUAUUAUUACUUUCUCUCCUGGGUCUUGUGGCCAUAUGUGCCGUGCAUGGAAUAUUUAUGGACAGACUUGCUUCCAAGAAACUCUGUGCAGAUGACGAGUGCGUGUAUACUAUUUCUCUGGCCAGAGCUCAAGAAGAUUACAAUGCCCCGGACUGUAGGUUCAUUAAUGUUAAAAAAGGACAGCAGAUUUACGUUUACUCAAAGCUGGUACAAGAAAAUGGAGCCGGAGAAUUUUGGGCUGGCAGUGUUUAUGGAGAUGACCACGAGGACGAGAUGGGCACCCUGGGCUAUUUCCCCAGCAGCUUGGUCGAGGAGCAACGCGUGUACCAAGAAGCCACCAAGGAAGUCCCCACCACGGAUAUUGACUUCUUCUGUGAGUAA
Messenger RNA from Ailuropoda melanoleuca (giant panda), 480 nucleotides. It is a transcript of the gene OTOR, whose product is annotated as otoraplin. Gene Ontology annotation, molecular function: protein binding. The transcript is spliced from 4 exons. Bases 91 to 480 code for a protein of 129 amino acids. NCBI's taxonomy places the organism in Eukaryota, Metazoa, Chordata, Mammalia, Carnivora, Ursidae. Gene Ontology annotation, biological process: cartilage condensation. The record is from RefSeq and is a predicted model, not a curated record.